Molecule: messenger RNA, 1164 nt
Organism: Penicillium canescens
Lineage: Eukaryota; Fungi; Ascomycota; Eurotiomycetes; Eurotiales; Aspergillaceae
Product: SDR family oxidoreductase
Exons: 2
Coding region: 1-1164 (387 amino acids)
Source: RefSeq, a predicted model, not a curated record
AUGCCUCAAUCUGGCAAGCACGCUCUUAUUUUUGGAGCCUCCGGUAUUUCGGGGUGGUCCCUCCUGAAUCAAUGCCUCCACUACCCAACACCUACGACCUUCAACCGCGUCACCGGUCUGUCCAAUCGACCAUUUCCAACCGAGGAUGCACUUUUGCCAGAUGAUGCACGUCUUCGCUUUGUGUCGGGUAUCGACCUUACACAAUCGGUGGAGACUGUUAGCGAUCAUCUCAAAGCCAAGGUUGACGAUAUUGAGUCAGUCAAUGUGGUCUUCUUUUGCGCCUACAUCCAGACAGGCGAUUUCCAGUCCCUACGUCACGUCAACACGGCCCUUCUUAAAACGGCCACAGAAGCCAUCUCUGCCAUUUCACCUCAUCUAGAAGUAAUUAUUCUACAGACCGGUGGCAAAGGCUACGGAUUGGAGUUUCCCAAACAGGUCAAGAUCGAGCCUCCUCUUCGCGAGACCAUGCCCCGGAUCCCGGAACCCUGGCGCAGCAACAUUUUCUACUACGACCAGUACGAUCUUCUACUGAGCCUUUCUAAAGGUCAAAAAUGGACAUUUUCUGAAAUUCGACCGGAUGGGAUUGUUGGCUUCGCCCCCGGGUCUAAUGCUAUGAAUAUGGGAUUCGGCAUUGCAUUCUAUCUCACACUGUAUCGAGAAGUCUACGGAAAAGGUAGCAAGGUUCCUUUCCCUGGUAAGCCGCACGGCUAUCACACACGCCACAGCGACACCUUCCAGGAUAUCCUUGCCAAAAUGGAAAUCUACGCAUCCCUCAAUCGUGAGAAAUGCCCCAACGGGUCAACCUUCAAUUGUGGUGACGGUCAGCCAGUCAGCUGGGCUCAAGUCUGGCCGGGAAUCUGCUCCUACUUUGGCUUAGUUGGUACUGAACCAGAUGGCAAACAGAAAAAAAUGCAGGAUUUUGUUCACGCGAAUUUAACGGUGUGGAAUCGCUUGGUUGAGGCUCAUGGACUGAAAAGGGGCUUGAUCGAGUCUCAAAAUUGGGGUCACGCUCAUUUUAUGCUCGUGGAUUUUGACUUUGAUCGGGAAUAUUCCCUUGAUGCGGCUCGCUCUGUUGGGUUUAACGAGUAUAUUGACACCGUCAAGGGUUACCACAUUACGUUUGACCGGAUGGUGGACGCGAAGUUUAUUCCUUUCUUUUCCUGA